GCCCCCAGUCCUGGGAGUCUGAGGCCCCGCUCCCUCGCCCCUCCCCCCGCGUCCCUUCCUCCUCCGCCCCUCCUCUUUCUCCUCCUUCUCUUCCUCCUCCUUCUCACCUCGUCCGGGUCUCAGCGCUCCCGUUCCGGAGCCCGCAGCCUUCCCCAGCCCAUGCCGGGGACUCGGACCCCGCACCCUGAGAGUCUUUGUUAAUGGAUGUGGUGGCCCGAGGCACCACGACCCGGAGGAGCAGGUUGAAAAGAUCCGAUGGCAGCACCACUUCGACCAGCUUCAUCCUCAGACAGGGUUCAGCGGAUUCCUACACGAGCAGGCCGUCUGACUCUGAUGUCUCUCUGGAAGAGGAUCGGGAAGCAAUUCGGCAAGAAAGAGAGCAGCAGGCGGCCAUCCAGCUUGAGAGAGCAAAGUCCAAACCUGUAGCAUUUGCUGUGAAGACGAAUGUGAGCUACUGUGGUGCCUUGGAUGAGGAUGUGCCUGUUCCAAGCACGGCCAUCUCCUUUGACGCCAAGGACUUUCUACACAUUAAAGAGAAAUAUAACAAUGAUUGGUGGAUAGGAAGGCUGGUGAAAGAAGGCUGUGAGAUUGGCUUCAUCCCAAGUCCGCUUAGAUUGGAGAACAUACGGAUUCAGCAAGAACAAAAAAGAGGACGUUUUCACGGAGGGAAAUCCAGUGGAAAUUCUUCUUCAAGUCUUGGAGAAAUGGUAUCAGGGACAUUUCGAGCAACCCCCACAUCAACAGCAAAACAGAAGCAAAAAGUGACGGAGCACAUCCCUCCCUACGAUGUUGUGCCAUCCAUGCGUCCGGUGGUGUUAGUGGGGCCGUCACUGAAGGGUUAUGAGGUCACAGACAUGAUGCAGAAAGCCCUCUUUGAUUUCCUGAAGCACAGGUUUGAUGGGAGGAUAUCAAUAACAAGAGUGACAGCUGACAUUUCUCUUGCUAAGAGGUCUGUCCUAAAUAAUCCCAGCAAGAGAGCAAUAAUUGAACGCUCAAACACUCGGUCCAGCUUAGCGGAAGUACAAAGUGAAAUUGAAAGAAUCUUUGAGUUGGCAAGAUCUUUGCAACUGGUUGUUCUUGAUGCAGACACCAUCAAUCACCCAGCACAACUUAUAAAGACCUCCUUAGCACCAAUUAUUGUUCACGUAAAAGUCUCAUCUCCAAAGGUUUUACAGCGGUUGAUUAAAUCUAGAGGAAAGUCCCAAAGUAAACACUUAAAUGUUCAACUGGUGGCAGCUGAUAAACUUGCACAAUGUCCCCCUGAAAUGUUUGAUGUUAUACUGGAUGAAAACCAGCUGGAGGAUGCGUGUGAACAUCUGGGAGAAUACCUUGAGGCCUACUGGCGUGCCACUCACACGACCAGUAGCACCCCCAUGACCCCACUGCUUGGAAGGAACUUGGGCUCAACAGCACUCUCACCAUAUCCCACAGCAAUUUCUGGGUUACAGAGUCAGCGUAUGAGGUACAGCAACCACUCCACAGAGAACUCUCCAAUUGAAAGGCGAAGUCUAAUGACCUCUGAUGAAAAUUAUCACAAUGAAAGGGCUCGGAAGAGUAGGAACCGCUUGUCUUCCAGUUCCCAGCAUAGCCGAGAUCAUUACCCUCUCGUGGAAGAAGAUUACCCUGACUCAUACCAGGACACUUACAAACCUCAUAGGAACCGAGGAUCGCCUGGGGGAUAUAGCCAUGACUCUCGACAUAGGCUUUGAGUCUUCAGAAACAAACAAAAUAUUCAUCUGUUGACAAUUUGCCAUUGCACUGCUAGGAUACAACCAAUCAUCUUAACUCGGCAACUACAGCACAGUAUUGACUGUGCUUACGGGCUGCUGUCAUUGAUGCUAAGAAGGGGCAAAAAAAAAAAAAAGAAAAAAUGUGUACAUUAUGCCCUUAAGUCUAGAUGGAUAUUAGAUGCCCAAUCAUGGAGAUAUUUUUAAGUGCAACAUUUACAUAACAGUACCUUUUGUUUUCUUCAUUAGGUUUAGACACAUCAAUUUGUAAUUUAAGGUACUUAUCAAGGCACAUAUAAAAUAAUUUCCCAUGCUGGAAAUUCCAAAUGACCAGUUCCAGUUGGAACCAAUUUAUAAACCAAUUCCUGUUGGAAUUUGGGUGAAUCGACUAGAAAGUCUACUUGAGCAUGUUGUAAUCAAUUUAAAAAUCUGAAAAAAAAAAAGAAACUAAUUAAUAAAAUCAAAAUACCAAUAGAAGCCAAAACCAGCUAUGGUAUUUAUUUGCUGGAGAUUAAAUUUACACUUAAAGUUGGAAUGUAUAAACAUUUUAAUAUAUGUUAACGUUGCCAGAAUGGCUUUUCAAACUUACCAAAUGUAUUGAUAGUGCCAAAAAAAAUCUCAAAUUAAUUCAGAAAUUCUACAGUCUCCUCAGAUUUUAAUAUUUUUAUUUCUUUUCUGGCACGGCUGUUGUAUUCAAAGUGUUUUGCUUUUUGUUUAGUCACAACCGUUAGCUUGUUUGAAGUUGGCAAAAAAAAAGACUCAAAAUUUCUUUAGCAGUGAGAGAGAAUAGUAAAGAGAAGCCCAGUCAUAGCUGGUUAUGUGAGAUGGAAAAUGGGGUGUUGUUUCCCCUUUAAUCAAUCUGAGCACAACUACAUACAUCCAGGAAUCUGAAGUCAGACAGUAAGAAUGGGACAGAUCCUCCUGAGUGCAAGGCUAAACAUCACCAGAUGGGAUUUCACCUAUCCCACUUACCACAAAUACGGGUUCCGUGUUUACCGCCAGCACAAUUGAGUAUCUUUUCAUUGCUUCACUCAGUCUCUGUCUUUGAAUAUCUGAAUGUUCUAGCCCUUCACCAAAUUCUUUAUAAUCAUGCUAAGGAUUUUUUGUUUUACACGGACACACUGAAUUUUGAUAUUGAAAGCUGCGUUUAUACAAAAUGAUUAAUUGAAAAACUGUGAAAACAAAUUUAAGAGCUUGCAGUAAAAAAAUAAACUUGUAGAUUCAGAAUAGAUUUGUUUACUAAAAUUGUAUCAUUUUUAUCGCAGAGAAUUAUAAAGCAUUUGAAGAUUGAACUGCUUUAUUUCUAAUGAACACUCCUCUUUACCUAUUAAGUCCUCACAGUUUUUCCAGUGACUAUAAUUACAGAAUCAGUGACCUUAUGUCUACUAUAAUCAAGGAAGCCUUAGAUUCACUAUGAUCCAAGAAACUAUUGAAAUUGACCCUUUUAUACAAUACACAAAUGUCUUUAGGAAAAGACUCUUGUUUCUAAGAGUCCGUUUUUCUAAAACUCGCAUAGGAUCAGGCAUAAAAGUCCUUUUCUACUAGUACAUGUCAUGAAGCCUAUUUUUUUUUGGAAAACAAUAAUAGUUCAUAUUCUGUUAUCUUAUUUCCCCCCAUCCAAUCCUUUCAAUGUUUAGGCUCUCAAAGCAUGUACCAGUUAAAUAAUUUUCUUGACCAUGAAAAUAGGUUCCAUAUUCUUAAUUAGUUAUGUAUAUAUCUUGAACCUCAUUAUAACCCCCGCAUUCCCUCUCCUCCUGUUAUUCACUGUGCAUACCCCAUUAUGAACCUGUUUAGCUGAUAAUGAGGAUGCCUAUAAUCAUGUAAGUUAUCGCAAAUAUUUGAUACAAUAAAAAAUGUGGGCUCAGUGAAUUCUAAAAGUUAACAUGUGAUACUGGCUUGUGAGGUUCUUUUGUCAUCUAGUGAAGCUUACAGAAUUUUCAGUUAAGACAUUUAAAAGAGCUAUAUCCAUUAGGCACUUUACUAAACAUACAACCUGCCAUUACUGAAUACUUUGUUAGAGCACAGAAGAGCAUUUUCCAGCAAACAAACAUAUUUAUUACAUGUACAGCACAUAUUUGCAUGAAAAAGAAAACACUAGCCAAAAUAUUUUUCUAUAUGCUUUACUGGUUUCUUAUUUGUGCGCAUUAAAGUAUUUAAUUGCAAAGAGUGCACCAAGGUGUUAAACUUAGACUAGACAGCUGUUCAGCUUUUUCUGUAGUAGCAUUAGCAAUCUGGCCAUUUAACUACUUUAAGAUAUUUACAUUUUAUGGCAGGUAGCUGUAACAGCAUUUACAUAUAUUUCCUGGUCAGCAAGAUUACCAUAUUCUUUCAACUUUUAAAAACCUCUUGUUUUUAACGGCCUCUCAAAGCCUAGUUUCUAUGUCCUCUAUGUCAUGCUGAUAGAAAGAGAGGUCCAUUCAAUAUCUGUGCACAAAACCAAUCUUUCCUUUACCAUCAAGUGUCCAUAUCUGUUUUGCUUUGCAUUCUUAUUCAAAAGCUAACAAUCUUGGAAAGGGUAUAAUGUAUAUUUUCUUGAUGGAUGUACUUAAAUUUUUACUUUGAUUUGGCAUAUUCUUUCCCCUUCCUUUUGUAAUACAUUAUCUUCUCCAAAUGAAUAAGGGAUAUGCAUUUUCCUUUUUCUUUUUCUUAAGCCUUAGAGUUUAUUGUGUAAAUGAUACUAAAAUACAGAUAUAUACUAAAUGAAAAGUUUUA
Physeter macrocephalus (sperm whale) is the source of this 4439-nucleotide messenger RNA. RefSeq names its product calcium voltage-gated channel auxiliary subunit beta 4 (gene CACNB4). The transcript has 14 exons. The record is from RefSeq and is a predicted model, not a curated record. The coding region runs from base 201 to 1709 and encodes 502 amino acids. Lineage: Eukaryota; Metazoa; Chordata; Mammalia; Artiodactyla; Physeteridae. Gene Ontology annotation, cellular component: voltage-gated calcium channel complex. Gene Ontology annotation, molecular function: protein binding; voltage-gated calcium channel activity. Gene Ontology annotation, biological process: calcium ion transmembrane transport.